Cuculus canorus (common cuckoo) is the source of this 4169-nucleotide messenger RNA. RefSeq names its product nuclear receptor subfamily 2 group F member 2 (gene NR2F2). Gene Ontology annotation, molecular function: zinc ion binding; RNA polymerase II cis-regulatory region sequence-specific DNA binding; nuclear receptor activity. The coding region runs from base 113 to 1345 and encodes 410 amino acids. NCBI's taxonomy places the organism in Eukaryota, Metazoa, Chordata, Aves, Cuculiformes, Cuculidae. Gene Ontology annotation, biological process: negative regulation of transcription by RNA polymerase II; cell differentiation; anatomical structure development. The record is from RefSeq and is a predicted model, not a curated record. The transcript is spliced from 3 exons.
GGAGGGAAGAAAAAAAAAAAAAAGACUGCUGCAAAGCUGAUCUGAAAAGCAAAGCAAACAAACUUUGAAAAUAAAGGGGGAACAGGAAGUUUGGCAACGGUGUCCGAUAGAUAUGGCAAUGGUAGUCGGUGCGUGGCGAGACCCCCAGGACGAUGUGCCCGGAGCUCAGGGAACGCAGCCUUCGCAAGCCCCGCCGGUGCAGGGACCUCCGGCCGGGACCCCGCACACCCCACAGACCCCGGGGCCCGGGGGCCCUCCCAGUACGCCAGCCCAGACCAACCCGCCAAGCCAGCAGAACCAAGGAGACAAACAGCAGCAGCAGCAGCACAUUGAAUGUGUGGUUUGUGGGGACAAGUCUAGUGGCAAACAUUAUGGCCAGUUUACCUGCGAGGGUUGCAAGAGUUUCUUCAAGCGGAGUGUAAGGAGGAAUCUCAGCUACACUUGUCGUGCCAACAGGAACUGUCCCAUUGACCAGCACCACCGCAAUCAGUGUCAGUACUGCCGCCUCAAAAAAUGCCUCAAAGUUGGCAUGAGACGGGAAGCGGUCCAGAGGGGCAGAAUGCCACCCACACAGCCAACUCAUGGUCAGUUCGCCUUGACAAACGGGGACCCUCUCAACUGCCAUUCCUACCUAUCCGGAUAUAUCUCCCUUCUUCUGAGAGCAGAGCCCUACCCCACCUCCCGCUUUGGCAGUCAGUGCAUGCAACCCAACAACAUCAUGGGCAUCGAGAACAUUUGUGAACUGGCAGCUAGGAUGCUCUUCAGUGCGGUGGAGUGGGCCAGGAAUAUCCCCUUCUUCCCAGACCUCCAGAUCACAGACCAGGUGGCCCUCCUGAGGCUGACCUGGAGCGAGUUAUUUGUCCUCAACGCUGCCCAGUGCUCCAUGCCCCUCCACGUAGCUCCGCUCCUGGCAGCUGCCGGCCUCCACGCUUCGCCAAUGUCUGCUGACCGAGUGGUCGCCUUUAUGGACCACAUACGAAUCUUCCAAGAGCAAGUAGAAAAACUGAAAGCAUUGCAUGUCGACUCUGCAGAAUAUAGCUGUUUAAAGGCCAUAGUCCUCUUCACCUCAGAUGCCUGUGGUCUCUCUGAUGUAGCCCAUGUUGAAAGUUUACAGGAGAAGUCACAGUGUGCUUUGGAAGAGUAUGUUAGGAGCCAGUAUCCCAACCAGCCAACACGAUUCGGGAAGCUAUUACUACGUCUCCCCUCCCUUCGCACUGUCUCCUCUUCUGUCAUAGAGCAAUUGUUUUUCGUCCGUUUGGUAGGUAAAACCCCUAUAGAAACCCUAAUCAGGGAUAUGUUACUGUCUGGCAGCAGUUUUAACUGGCCUUAUAUGUCCAUUCAAUAAAAUAUCCGAGAGAGAAAAAAAAAAUUAAAAAUAAAAUUAAAAAUUGAGAAGGGAGAUGAAAGAGAGUGAAAGGAAAGCAAAUGACAUUUGGGUUCUGGUUGUUUCCUAAAUUUCCUUCUGCUAAGAAAGGAUGUAAAAGGAUGUUACAAGUUUGCUAAAAGAAGACAGGAAAAAAUUAAUGGACUGUGAAUUAAAAAAAAGAGACUGUCAAAUGAACUUUUACAGAAUGCAUUCAAAACUCCCAUGUCGUUCAGAAAAAAAAACCAACUUGCUACUUAUCAUUUUUUGUAAAAAAUAAAGAGAAAGAAAGAAAAAAGAAAGAAAGAAAAAAGAGAAAGAAGAAGAAGAGAAAGGAUGGUGGGCUUUUUCUUUUUUCUUUUUUUCUUCUUUUUUUUUCUUUUUUGGGGGGUAAACUUUUUAAAAAAUCUCGCUUAAAGUGCAUUUAAAGGAAAUUUGGAGAAAAUUAGCAGAACGGAAGAAAGUAAGUCUUUUUUUUCCAAAUUAUUAAUUGUCCUAUGUGUCUAUGUACCUAUAGCUGUUCUUUUUUGUAUUUUUCUGGUUUCAAACCAGUUUAUUCUGUGGUUCUAUAAUAAUUUUUGAUAUAACCUUGGCUUCUUAAAAAAAAAAAUACAAACUGUGUAUCCUUAAAAUGUAUGUUCUGAAAGAAUUAAAACUGAGUCCACAAAAGUAUCAUAGGAAGAAAGGAAAAGAGAGAAACCCCCCUCAACAACACAAUGAUGGAAGCGCACUUAAGGUGGUGACCCUAAAUCUAGCUUGAAGCUGAGAGACCUAUAAUUAUAGAGACCCGAAUGAACCACACGUGUCAUAUAACUACCCCCAAAUCUAGGUUUUUUGAUAUUUCGGACAGAAAAUGAACUGUGGGGAUUUAUUAUAGGUGGAAGGAAUUUGUGUCCAAGACACGCUACGGUUUUGAUUUAAAAAACAAACAAGCAAGCAAAGUGAACUUUUGUAAUUUGAAUUGGGUUCCACACAGUUCAUCAUGAAUUGUUAUUAAACUCCUCUAUCUGUUUGUAUAUUUGCAAGCCCUUUGUAUUAUAAUAAUUGUUGAUAUUUUCCCUUUUUAAAAAAUACCAUUGAAAUCAGCAUGACAAAAUAACACUGUUGGCACUUAUAGAUAACGUGAUUGAUUCAGUAUCUUAGAGUUUACAGUUUUGUGUUUAAAAAAACUGAAGGUUUUUUUUUAAGUGCAACAUUUCUGUAUACUGUAAAAGUUAUAAUAACUGAACUGUUUGGUCGAGUCUUUGUGUGUUAUAUUCCAAGGAAAAUUGAAAGUAUUCAGAAAUUAAAAUAUUAUUUGAUAUCUGAAACUUGUUUGGCUGUCAUAAAUGUCUUUCAGAAACCACAUUACUUCUCUAUAGUUUGCAGUCAUUUAAGUCCAUAGGCGAUUGAUUUGUUUACUUGUCACAGUAAGUUUGUAGCAGAUGUAUUGUAGCGUAUUUACCUGUUUAAUUCCGGGAUGGGGGUGGAGGACUUAAGUUCGUGGUUUAUCUCUGGUUUUAGGAAGUACUAUGCUGAAAUGGUAAACCAUCAACCCCCAUUCAUCUAAUCCUCCUGUUAAUUAAAAAUGGAUUUUCUGGAAAAAAAGGCCCUUAUUUUUGUCACACUUAAGUGCCUGCAUAGGAAAGGUAUUGUUGUGAAAAAGUAUUAGGAAUCUGGAGAUCAGUAUCUAUUUUAUGAUCAGAAUGGGGCGAAAAAUCUUUUGUAAAUGUCUGACAUAGGCGCACAAGAUCAUUCAAGCAAGGUAAUAGCAGUAUUGUAAAUAUAGGUCAGUUGUUUGCAAUGAGUUUUCUUUAAGUAUGUGUGAUUUUUUAUAAUACUCCGUAGUUGCCAUCUAUCGUUGUCAUUGAGAGGUCUUCAAAUGGAGUGGCUUUAGCUUCUAGCGCUGAGGAGUCGGGGUUUAAUGUAUAUAUACUCUCAAGUGGAUGGUUUUUUUUUUUUACCUUAGACUGUGAAAGCAUGACCACAGGUCAUCUCUCUAUUUUACAUAUGGGAUAUAUGUCUGUAUGUAUACUCGCAUACAUACACGCGUAGGCGUCCACGCAUCUUCCCUGUGUCGCUCCAGGGCCCUCUCCCGCCGCUCCUGCCCAGGCACAGCUCCCACUGCUGCGGUGGGGACCUGCCUGGGCGGGUGGCACAGCACCGGGGACACCAGUGGUGCAUUUAGUGCUGUCCCGAGCAGGCAAACACCCCCGAAGCUGAAGGAAGGCGAGAUGAUGUGGUUUUGCAAGGGGUUGAUAUUUUGUGUGUGUGUGUGUGUGUGUGCGUGUGUCAUUUUUAUUUCUCCCUCUUUCCCCCCACCCGCCCUCCCCUUGGUCUAUGGCAGAUGCUUUGUAUGUGGAAGCUUGCAAUUUUGAUCUUGGCUGAGGCUUCCCCCUCUCCCUUUUUUUUUACCACACGUAACUACACCAUGUUGUGGUUUCGCAAAAAGAGAGAAAGGGAGGGAGAGAGAUCAUUCUGUAAAGUCGAUUAAACCCUGAUCUUUAGUGUGUUCCAGUUAGACACAUCUGUACUGGGGGCUGAGGGGCGUAUGACUGUGAAUUUGAGCAGAGUUUUACAUCUGAAUCAUGGCUCCUUUUCUAUAAAUAUAUAAAUAUAUAUAAAUAUAUAAAUAUACUAUUAUUGCAGGGGAUUGCUGACCUCUAGAUUUAGCUUUUUCUAUUGCAAGUGCUAUCCAUGUGAGUGUGUGUGUGUGAAGUUUUAUGCUUACUAAGAACACAGGAUCUUUACUUGUUUGUUUUGUGUUAGUUUAUUGUAAACAACCAUUUGUUGUAAAUUGUUAUUGGCAUUAAAUUAUAAUUUAUGA